Arabis nemorensis is the source of this 276-nucleotide messenger RNA. The record is from the annotation of a GenBank genome assembly. NCBI's taxonomy places the organism in Eukaryota, Viridiplantae, Streptophyta, Magnoliopsida, Brassicales, Brassicaceae.
AUGGCUGGUGUUGAGGUUGAGAAAAUAGUGUCAAAGACCGAAGAGAAAAUCGCGACCGAGCCAACGGCUAAUGAAACCGUUCAUACAGAUCACUCGGCCACGGUGGUUGAAGUUGAAAUCAAAGAAGAUGAAGCACCAGAAGUAAAGAAAGAAAUUGAAAAAACCGAGAUAACCCCGGUUAAGGAGGAGAAACUGGUUGAAAUUCCGGCAGCCGUGGAGGAGAAAGAGGUUAAACCGGCAGCAGAAGAGAAGGCUGUUGAAGUCAAGACAGUGUAA